Messenger RNA from Asparagus officinalis (garden asparagus), 423 nucleotides. Its product is annotated as scopoletin glucosyltransferase-like. The transcript has a single exon. Bases 1 to 423 code for a protein of 140 amino acids. NCBI's taxonomy places the organism in Eukaryota, Viridiplantae, Streptophyta, Magnoliopsida, Asparagales, Asparagaceae. The record is from RefSeq and is a predicted model, not a curated record.
AUGCGCCUCACAUUCAUAGCCGUCGUCACCGCCCUCCGUGAGCCCUUCGACCGCGUCCUCGCCAACCUCUCCCCCGACUGCGUCGUCACCGACGUGUUCCUCUCGUGGACCGUCGACGCUGUCACCGAGCAUGGAAUUCCCAUGCUCUCCUUCCAAGGGACGAGUGCCUUCACCAAUUGCGCCUUUGACGUUCUUGGAAAGCUCAAGCCCCUCCAAACACUCCCGUCGAAGGCGGAGGACUUCGUCCUUACAGGUCUCCCUCACAAAAUCAACCUGCUCAAGUCCCAUAUCGACUCGUCAGCUGACACCGAUCCUAAAAAGGCUAGUAUGUUUGCCUCGAUUAAAGACCCCGAGCAUAAGAGUUACAGCUUAAUGCUCAACAGCUUCUAUGAGCUUGAGUCUGAGUACAUCAACCACUAUUGA